Messenger RNA from Acaromyces ingoldii, 249 nucleotides. RefSeq lists its product as hypothetical. The annotation marks the transcript as partial. NCBI's taxonomy places the organism in Eukaryota, Fungi, Basidiomycota, Exobasidiomycetes, Exobasidiales, Cryptobasidiaceae. The record is from RefSeq and is a predicted model, not a curated record. The transcript has a single exon.
AACGCCUCGCAUGAAAUGCAGCCCCACGAUGUCGUCGCCUUCAAGACCUACAAUAGCGAGUUUGAUAGGCUCAAAGAAGAUCUCAAUGAGCGUGACAUCCCCAUCAACAAGCUCAGAUUCCUUGGCUUGCUCAAAGAGGCCCGGAAAGAAAGCCCUAGGGACAUCAUUGUGCGUAAAUUGUUCGAAAAGUCAGGUAUCUGGCCUUUAAAUCCUGCAAAAAUCUCUCGAAUGCACCUUGCACCCACAGAC